CACCUGCCACCAAUCCCUAACAUUUUCCACAUAUCCUCCCCCUUUUCCCAAGAAAAUAUAGAAGAAAAAAAGACCCCACUUUCAAUAAUUUUCUUUCUUCCCAAACAGCUCCCGCCCUUCUUCAAAGCCGGAAAAUAUAACCAAACACUUCAAUCUUUCCGGCGGAGAAUGGCGUCCCCGGAGAACUCCAAUUAUUGGUCUCACUUCGAUUAUACGACCUUGAUCGACGAUAUCCCUGUCCCUGACGGACGUUAUCCCGGUUUUUCUUGGUCUACGCAGCCAAUCGACGCUCCUUCUAAUGUCGUCAGUGUGGGAAUUGAUGGCUCAUUUGGAGAUUCAGAUGGUCUAAAGGAAUCUGGUUCAAAGAAGAGGGUUAGAUCCGAAUCAUGCAAUGCAUCAAGCUCCAAAGCAUGUAGGGAGAAAUUGCGUAGGGAUAGGCUAAAUGACAAGUUUAUGGAGCUGGGUUCUAUUCUGGAACCUGGAAGGCCUCCCAAAACUGAUAAGUCUGCUAUUUUGAUUGAUGCUGUCCAAAUGGUGACCCAAUUACGAGGUGAAGCCCAGAAAUUGAAGGAUUCAAAUACAAGUUUCCAGGAAAGGAUUAAAGAGCUGAAGGCUGAAAAGAAUGAGAUUCGUGACGAAAAGCAGAGGCUGAAGUCAGAGAAGGAAAAGUUGGAGCAGCAACUCAAAGCAAUGAAUGCACAACCUAACUUCAUGCCGCCUACACCGCCGGCAAUUCCUGCUGCGUUCGCUGCCGCCCCAGGUCAAGCUCCUGGGAACAAGUUGGUUCCUUUCAUUGGUUAUCCUGGAGUUGCAAUGUGGCAAUUCAUGCCGCCUGCGGCAGUGGAUACCUCACAGGACCACGCCCUCCGCCCUCCUGUUGCCUAAGUCGGCAACCAACAAUGAUUAGGGUUUGUAUUUUGACGCAAACAAGGGUAUUAGUCAUGUCAUUGUUCUGAUUUGUUUUAGUUCACUGAAGUUUUUCUAACUGGCUUUGUUGGGUGACUGCCUGCAAUUGUUCUCCUAUGAUUUGGUGCUGGUAAUUACAUGUAAAUUUUUAAUAAGUUCAUCUGGCAACCUUUGUUUUUCUCUGUUCUAGGUUGAGGUUAGGUACUCGUGUCUACAAAACAAUUUGUUUUGUGGUCACUUUUCAUAAUUAAUUUUAUUUUGCUUCUGUUAA
Hibiscus syriacus is the source of this 1177-nucleotide messenger RNA. Its product is annotated as transcription factor ILR3-like. The record is from RefSeq and is a predicted model, not a curated record. Lineage: Eukaryota; Viridiplantae; Streptophyta; Magnoliopsida; Malvales; Malvaceae. The coding region runs from base 169 to 885 and encodes 238 amino acids. Gene Ontology annotation, biological process: intracellular iron ion homeostasis; regulation of DNA-templated transcription. The transcript is spliced from 5 exons. Gene Ontology annotation, molecular function: DNA-binding transcription factor activity; protein dimerization activity.